AGGAUUGCAUCACUUCGCUGAAGUACUGAGUUGAGACUUAAAAUUUUAAAAGUUUUCUUUGUAAAGAAGAAAUGACGUUCGUGACGCUUUCCCUUGUAGUCCUACUAUCCACUGCGGUAUUUGGAUACGAUGAAAAAUACAGUGAUAUUGAUGUCGACAGCAUUAUCGAUGAUGAUGAGCUGUUUAUGAGUUAUCUCAACUGUUUUAUCGACAAAGUACCCUGCACCGCAAAACAUGCUGAAGACUAUAAAGGUAUUCUGCCAGAGGUGAUAAAAGAGAGUUGUGCCAAAUGUACUGAAGAUCAAAAGCAAAAUGUGAGGAAGAUAGUCAAUGCAGUGCAUGAAAAGAAACCGGAAAUGGCUGCGGCACUUCAAGCCAAAUUUGAUCCUAAUCAUGAAUAUGAAAAAUCUUUUACCGCGUUUUUAGCAGGAAAUUAAGACGCAGAUGUCAGUCGCAUUUAUCACACAUUCAGGGAUGGACAUAAACGGAGACUAUGCAUAUUAAAAAUAGCCAUUGAACAUAGGCGGAGCAUUAGGUACAAUAAUAACUUAUUGGAAUAGUAUAAAUUAUAUGAGCAAA
Molecule: messenger RNA, 579 nt
Organism: Zerene cesonia (dogface butterfly)
Lineage: Eukaryota; Metazoa; Arthropoda; Insecta; Lepidoptera; Pieridae
Product: ejaculatory bulb-specific protein 3-like
Exons: 3
Coding region: 72-437 (121 amino acids)
Source: RefSeq, a predicted model, not a curated record